AUGACAAGUCGAGACCCACGAGAUAUUACACCGGAUCAAAAGAAGGCGUGGGAAUCGUCGUCAGAUUUUGCCAAUUACUUUUGCACGUAUGCGUACAUUUAUCACCAAAAGCAGAUGCUGUCGGAUGAUUUACGUAUGCAGAGCUACCGUGACGCCAUCUUUGAAAACCCCAAUCACUUUAAAGACAAAGUCGUGCUCGAUGUGGGAACUGGAAGUGGUAUUUUAGCCAUAUGGGCGGCUCAGGCCGGUGCUCGCAAGGUUUUCGCCGUAGAAGCUACGGACAUUGCAGUACAGGCUCGUAAAGUGAUUAAAGCAAAUGGCCAGGACCAUAUUGUGACAGUCAUUCAGUCAAAGAUGGAAGAUGUAGAGCUACCGGAGAAGGUGGACGUAAUCAUCUCGGAGUGGAUGGGCUAUUUUCUGUUGCGUGAAUCCAUGUUUGAUUCGGUCAUCGUGGCACGUGAUCGGUGGCUCAAAUCGGACGGCGCCAUGUUUCCAUCCCAUGCCAGCAUGUCUAUUGCCCCCAUGUGUAAUGAGGACAAUAGUAACAAACGCUUUGCUGAGUUCUCGUCGGCCAUGGACAGAUGGCGCAGCUUUGUGGACAACACCAAGACGGCCUGGGGUGUCGACAUGGGCGUACUGGGUAACUCGUUCCGCAAGGAACAGGAGCAAUACUCGUUGCACACAUCGUCGUGGGAGGAACUUAACGCUGAAAGCCUCAUUGGAGACGAGGUUGAGUUUGCCAAGUGGGACCUUAAGACCUGCACGCUCGACGACAUUAAGGAGGUCAAGGCGUCCUUUGCCAUGCCAAUCUCCAUCAUGUCUCGAUUUGGUGGCAUUGCUGGGUGGUUCGACGUUGACUUUAAAGGAUGCGUGGAGAACCCGGCGGAAAAGGAAGUGACGCUAACCACGUCACCCUUUGUGCAGCCCACGCACUGGGGCCAGCAGGUCUUCCCGCUCUAUCCACCCGUUCAGGUGUGCGAAGGCGACGUGGUGGUGGGUGACAUCACCGUCAUGCGUCGCACGGAUAACCAGCGCCUCAUGAACGUUAAGUUUGACUUUCGAAUUCGCCGCCCCGAGGACACGGACGAGAGCAUGUUGGGUCCACCCAACUCGGCUGUCUUCCAGAUUGAAUAA
This is a messenger RNA of Peronospora farinosa, 1134 nucleotides long. NCBI's taxonomy places the organism in Eukaryota, Oomycota, Peronosporomycetes, Peronosporales, Peronosporaceae. The record is from the annotation of a GenBank genome assembly.